UAUUCGACACCGCGCUCCAGCACAUCCUGUAUAUCAGCCCAGAGCUACGGAUUUGCUGACGUGUCGAGCACUGCCCAGUGCCCAGAGAAACCAGCCAUAGAAAGCCAACCACUAUGGCAACACACGUUUCUCUUGUUUACGGCUUUAUUUUAUCCUUUUUACUUAUUUAUAGUGUCACUCCUGAAAGACGAUUUUCAGAUUUGAAGAGGUGUGCAGACGAGGAGUGCAGCAUGCUUCUGUGUCGGGGGAAGGCAGCAGGAGACUUCACCGGACCGGACUGUCGCUUUUUAAGUUUCAAAAAGGGGGAGACGGUCUAUGUUUAUUAUAAACUCUCAGGACAGAGGUCGGAUGUGUGGGCGGGAAGUGUGGGCAGCCGAUUUGGCUAUUUUCCCAAAGACCUAUUCAUCCUUAAUCAUAUAUAUACAGAGAAGGAAAUAGAGGUUCCGGCUGAGGAAACAGAUUUCGUCUGUUUUGAUUCGGGCCUAGAUCAGUUUGAAAGUUAUAACUUGGAUCAUUUGUUGAGGUCCUCAGAGUCACAGCCAGCAAGUAAUGCUGUGGCAUUGGCUGAAGUAAGCGACACCGAAAGCAUCCCAAACGAGGAUGAUUCAUCGAAAGUAUCCUCUCCUCAGGAUGACACUCCUCUAGAAGUUGACCAGAAUGUGGAAAGUGAGGAACCCACACAAGAACUCCAUCCACAGGACUUGUCAUCUGGACCUGAGGAAACUUCUGACCCAUUAAUUGAAGAAAAAAAAGCUAACCAGUCUGAGGACAUGCCAGAUUUGAACAGUUUUGUAGAUAAUGAUGAUGUGGCAUUGGCUGAAGUAAGCGACACCGAGAGCGUCCCAGAAGAGGGCGAUGUAAUAACAUUAUCCUCUCCUCAAAAUAACACUCCUCUAGAAGGUGACCAGAAUGACAGUGUGGAAAGUGAGGAACCCACACAAGAACUCCAUCCACAGGAUUUGUCACCUGGCCCGGAAGAAUCGGUUGACCAGACUUCUGACCUGACAACAACAGCCAAAUGGUCUGAGGAGAUACCGGAUUUACACAGUUUCGUAGAUGACAAUGACAAUGACGACGAUGAUGAUGAUGAAGAUGACGUGAUAUUGCCUGAAGUAAGCGACACAGAGAGUGUCCCAGAGAAGGACAAUUUAACAAAACUAUCCUCUCCUCAAAAUGAUACUCCUCUAGAAGGUGAGCUCCAAGAACAAGAAGAGGUAACAAAAGCAAAAAUACCGGAUUUUCACAGUUUCGUAGAUAGUGAUGAAGUGGCAUUGGCUGAAGUAAGCAACAUGGAGCGUUUCCCAGAAGAGGACGACGCAAUGACGGUAUCCUCUCCUCAAGAUCACACUCCUGACAAGACUACUGAAGAGCGAACAAAAGGCAAACAUUCUGAGGAGAAACCGGAUUUUCGCAGUUUUGUGCAGAAAAUGAAAAAAGAACUAGACACCAGAAAAGAAGAUCCUGGGAAAAGCAGUUAUGUAGAUCCUUGGAGAAUAGAAGAGCGUUCAGUACCCCCAGAACAACGGCUGCAAGGGUUACUUCCAGACGAAAAUGCUGUAAUGUCAUUCUACUCAGCCACUCCACAACAUCCUCAACAUCACCAACAGGACCGCUCGAAAGAUGGGACCCGGAGCCCUGAAACAGUGGGAGCUCAGGCCUCACCACAGGACAAACGGAAGGAGUGGACUCGGAGCUCUGAGACCGUGGGAGCUCAGGUCUCACCACAGGACAAACGGAAGGAGUGGACUCGGAGCUCUGAGACCGUGGAAGCUGAGGUCGCCUCUGACGUAACCCCACCAGAACUGGCUCCAGCAGCAGCAGCAGCAACAACUGCUCCAAAUCCAGCAGAGGCAGACCCCACACCCACUGAAGUUCUGCCCACUGAUGAAUCAAAUAACAUCACUGAUGCAGAUAUUGACACAGACACUGCCAUGGAACGCCAGACGGCCACGACAGUUGCAGACAUGCCGGAGUACAGUGACAGUGUUCUCAGGCUGACGAUUAUAAGGGACCAUUUCAAAGAGAAUGACAUGGCACGGCUCCAGAGGUAUUUAACUUUGAACCACUUGCUCCAGAUCGAGGCCAUGUUUAACGACCUGGACCAGGAGCUGAAGGCUGCACGGCUAUCUCAGACGGACAGUUCUGACGACACGGAGAGGGCCCUGGAGGCCAUCCUUGAGUCCUCGGAGACUACCAUCCUGGACGAGGUUGAGAAAUUGCUAGACAGCAGGGAGCAAAGAACCUCUGACGUGGAGAGGGAAGAUGAAACUAUGUUCGAUGAGGAGGCGGCCAUCUUGGAUGACUUCCAGGAGCUGGCCUUCACCUUGAGGCAGAAGUACUCCCUGGCCAAUGACAGUGCACCGCUCGUGGCAAAAGCUCAGGAGGAGCCGUUAACAGAAGAGGCAGAGUCACCCGAAGCUGACGAGGAAUCCGUCAAUACAUUAACAGCAGACGAUGACGUUGCCAUCGGUGAUGAUCAGGAGCAUCAUCACAACACGUUGGAGCCCCAUUCAGAACAAAGUGACCGUAGUGACUUGCCUCACAGUGCCAACGUGGCCAUCGAGGAGGAUGCGGGACACAGAAACCAGGACAGCCAGGCCAGCACCAAUGAGCCAGAGGAGAGACAGGGAAGUCCACAGCAUAUUCAGGAGAGUCCUUUGGAUGUUGGACUUGGUAUUGAUGCUGACCAUUCAACUACAGAAGAGGCCAAGUCACCUGAAUCUGAUGAGGAAUCUGCCAAUAACUCAACGGAGACCAAAGCCGACACAACAGACGAUGACGUUGCCAUCGACGAUGAACAGGAGCAUCAUCACUACACGUCGGAGCCCCAUUCAGAACAAAGUGACCAUAGUGACUUGCCUCACAGUACCAACGUGGCCAUCGAGGACGACGCAGAACACAGAAACAAGGCCAGCCAGGCCAGCCAUAACAAGCCAGAGGAUAUACAGAGCGGUCCACAGCGUAUUCGGGAGAGCCCUUUAGAUGUUGGACUUGGUAUUGAUGCUGACCAUUCAACUACAGAAGAGACAGAGUCACCUGAAGCUGAUGAGGAAUCUGCCAAUAACUCAACAGAGACCAAAGCCGACACAACAGACGAUGACGUUGCCAUCGACGAUGAACAGGAGCAUCAUCACUACACGUCGGAGCCCCAUUCAGAACAAAGUGACCGUAGUGACUUGCCUCACAGUGCGAACGUGGCCAUCGAGGAGGACGCGGGACACCGAAACAAGGAUAGCCAGGCCAGCCAUAACAAGCAAGAGAAAAUCCAGAGAGGUCCACAGCGUAUUCGGGAGAGCCCUUUGGAUGUUGGACUUGGUAUUGAUGCUGACCAUUCAACUACAGGUUCAAUUGACCCUCGUGUUCCAGAUUUCUCUGAAGAGCCCAUUCAGGAUGAAGCCGGCUCAUCGACAGUUUUCGCUGCAAUGCGAACGGCGUUAAAGGCUGCUCGUCUUUAUCUUGGCCUGACUGUUGGAGAGCUGGUUGCCACCUUGCCGGAGGAAUGGAGACCUGGGCCGACCUUCUUCGGGCUUCCCUGGGAGCCUGUGGCCUGGACCAUGGCAGUGGGAGUCCUCACCUUUCUGACAUUCAUUUGGAGGACUGUUCUUGCUGUAAAAAGCAGAAUGUAUCAAGUUACAGAAAAACAAAUUGCUGCAAGGAUUGUACAUCUGCUGGAUCUGAAUCAUCAGUGUACAGCAAAAAUUGCAGAGCUCCAGAAAGCGCUGAAGGCAAAAGACAACGAGCUGACGGAUUGCAAAGAGUCCAAUGAGGAGCUGCGAGCUAAAGCCAGCCAACUGGGGGAAACAAUAAAGCGGAUGGAAGAGGAACGCAUUGUGAUGAGUGACACCAUCAGGAAGCUUGAGGAGGACCGCGAAAUUUACCGCAAGGACUCCCUUGUCCUUAGGGAAUCACUUUCAAAGUCGGAAAGCACCAUGGCAACCUUCAAUCAGACAAUACAGAACUACCAAAAGGAGGUGGACAAGGUCCAGGUUCUGAUUGAUGAGGGAAAGCUCAGAGAAGACGCCCUGAAAGCACAAAUGAAGGCCUCCGACAAGGAGAACGCCAAACUGAAGGAGGCCAAGACAUCGCUUCAACGCGAACUGAGGGAAUGGGAGGACAAACACAAGGAUUUGAAUGAGCAGAUCAGAGACUUCACAAUAAACAAGAAGGAGCUGGAGGACGCGCUGGCCCAUAGGGAGAGCGAGAUUGAAAUAAUAACUGGUUGCGUUGCCGAGCUGAGAUCCAUUGAGGCUCUGGUGGACGAUGACGAGGCGUUGGCCAAUGGACAAGCCGCCGCCCAGAAGAGCGAGACCUUGAGAGCCCGCAUUAAGCAAAUGGUGGAUGUGUCAAGGGUCAAAGCCACCCUGUCUGUCAUCGAGGAGGAGCGAAACCGCUUUAUGAGCAAGCUGCUUGAUGAAGAGGGCCAAAGGCAGACUCUUGAGGAAAAGGUUGAGAAACUGGAGCACCAGCGCUCACAGCUGGACAGCGAGAGGACUGACCUUGAGACUAAGCACCAGGCCCUGCAGCAGAAGCUCGAGAUAAUGUCCGAGAUGUACCAGCAGAAGGAGAACGCCCUGCACCAGAAGCUGACGCGUGAGGAGCUGGACCGGCGGGCAAAGGAGAGCAUGCUGUCCGAGGUGGACAAGAAGACGCUGGCGGCUGCGGAAGAGUCUGAGCUCUACAAGCGCCGCUGCCUUGAAAUGGAGGAAGAGAUGCAGAAAGUGGAGCGCGCACACAAGGCAGAGAUUGCGACCCUUGAGAAGAAGUCUCAUGACAACUGGCUGACCGCUCGAGCUGCCGAGAGAGCUCUGAUUGAGGAGAAACGCGAGGCUGCUAACCUGCGCCAGAAGCUGAUGCUGCUGAACGACAAGAUGGGCGAGCAGUACAGGGGUCUUCCCAAGCCCACUCCCGGACGCCCUGACCACCCCCCCAUGCGCAGAGGAGAUUCGUACGGGCCCUCCCCCGUUAGUGGAGGCGCCCCCUCCCCCCCUCUCAUGAUGGAGGGUCCCGGCCGCCCCCCCUCUGCCCCCGUGGGCCGCAGGAGUGAGCCCCUCGGUCCUCGACCUCCCUCUGACCCCCACGGACGCUUUGUUGACCUCGGCUACCCACCUCCUCCUGCUCGACCAGACAUGUACGUGCCUCCUCGCACCUCGUCUCCAAAUGACGGCUCGCAAAACCAGACAGCCCCGACAGCAGCACCUGUAGAAACUGAGGCUGAGGCUAAGGCCUCCACUGACGCCUCCCCUGAAGCAGCAGAGGCCAUGAACAAGUCCUCCCAGGGCCCCGGCUCUCUGAUGGUGUCCCCGAUCAGGGACUCCCCUGCCCACAUGAUGGGCCCUGGCGCUGCCCCUCCCAACGGCAUGCCGCCCCCCAUGAUCAGACCCAACGGACACCUGCCCCCCAUGAUGCCACCCGGUCCUCCUGGACCUCAUGACGUUCGCUUUGGACCCCCCGGACCCAUGCCUCACGACCUUCGCUUUGGACCGCCCGGACCCCCUCAUCCUGACUCGCGAUUCGGACCCGCUGGUUAUGGACCACGGCCUGGCCCUCCUGGACCCUACGGACCUCCUCCAUUCAUGCGAGGCCCACCUCCACCGAUGCGCGACUAUCCACCCAUGCCACAGGAUUACCCGUUCCCUCCACGCCACCUGCCGCCCGGAGCCUUCCCUCCGCCCCCUGGGUCCCUGCCACCACCCGGGCACAUGCCACCUCAUCCAAUGCACCCAGCCGAUCGGGACUUCCGUGGCCCUCCAAUGGCACCCGGAGCUAUGCCGCCCCACGGGCCGUCCGGCCCCUUUGGCCCAGCCACUGCCCCAGACAUGAGGAACUGCCAGGGGGAUUUGCCUUCGGAUAGCAGUGCUAAAGCGGACCAGACCCCAGAGCAGCCUGCUAGCCAGACCUCUGGGCAGGACCCGGACCAGCAGCAGGGGGAGCAGCCCCCUGCCAUGGUGGUUCUCGACCCUUAAAUGGAUUUUGACCCCGGACUGACUUGACGACUACGAGAAUUGAACGCCGAUUUCAGUAUGACGACUAGAACAGUAUUUGAAUGCCGAACCCAAAAGUUCUUCUACAAGACUUGUAGACUUCACACAAAAACGCUGAUGUUCUACAAGACCUUGGGGAGACCUUACAUGAACCGACUAUGAGAAUUGAAUGCCGAUGUAAAACUAUGCCACCUACAGUGCAGAACCCAAAAUUUCUUCAAGACAUGUCGACUUCACGCAAAAACUACACACAAAAAAAUGCUGAAGUUCUUCAAGAAGACCUUUUUGGAGUUUUGCGAUACAUUAACCGACUUUGGAGGAUUGAACGCUGGACAUGGAACACACCGCUCUUCUAUAAGACUUGUGUAGACUUCGCAAGACUAAAAACAAAAAAAAUGAAGUUCUGCCAGUCUUUUCAGAGUUCUUCAAACAACCCUUCUUUUUACUUUUUAGCAUCCACAAAAAACUCUAUCCAUAAAAAUUAACUUCAUUAAACGCAGCAUUUUAAAAAGGCAGAAUUGGCUCGGCGGUGGUUUCCUGGAUUUUGAAGAAACAAUAAUCAAACAUGCUACACUGUGGGUGUUGGGCUAGAGGCCUGCAGCUUCAUUGUAUGUGGCCUGUUGUGCAAUAACAUUAUUUUAAAAUGGACACCCAAGGGUUGUUUUAAAAUAGGAGACAUUGAAGUGAGCGAAAGUGAUAGAUUUUGUUCUGUUUUGCUUUUCUUUUUUUUCUAUGUCACAAAUUAUGGUUUCCUGUGGAAAUGCCUAGAUGUCACAGGGUAAGAGACUUCAGAGACUUAAUCUAUAUCCUGGGCUAAACCAAUGCGUGUGUGUGUGUGUGUGUUUUCAACAAAAUGUUUGUCUAGGAGGGUUUUCUAGAUUCGUAUCGUAUGUAUUCCUCCACUUGCCCUCAGUUUCAGUUGUAACUUCAAGGUGUGUGUUUGUUUGUGUGCGUGCGUACGGUGCACAGAUCUGUGGGAUGAUGUUAACAGGUGGUUUAGUCACUGACCUAGGUAGGUUAACACAAGUGGUAAAUCUACUGGUUGAACAGCCUUUUGACUUUUUUUUUGCUAUACCUGUAGUAAUGAACCCACGAGACAUCCCUCAAUUUAGAAGAGUUACCACUGACCAUGGGUUAACUAUUCUGGGCUGGUCACUAAAACCACCUUACUUGAUUUACGACCUGGUGUUGGAUACGCAUGCUAUGAUCUGUUUGUCUGGUAUGUUAGUUAAAGUGGUAUAACGUUAUAACCCCACACAAUCUGUUAACAUAAAUUAAUUGCCACAUGUUUUUGUUUUCUUUCGUUUUAAUACCAAUCAGCGUUUUCUGCUACGAUCAAAAUGAGAUCAACCCCUGUGAACUUGGGUGCAGCUGCAUCAAUGGAUUUAUGGCCAGCUUAUUGUAUGUUUUUUUUAGUUUUGUUGUGUUUUGAGGUUUUUAUAAUGCUCCUGUCAUUUCUUUUCGACGAGAAGAAACCCAAUAUGCUGUCAUAUUGACACAAAGUACCUGUAUAUUGCCUUGACUGUAGUAAUGUACAUAAAAUUAUCAAUCACCUGUGCAAAUGCAACUGUUCUGGUGUGUUCUUCAUGCAUAUCUUUAGAGGGAAUACAAACCCUCAAUACUUCAUACUGCGUGCAGUAACUCAGGUACACAGUAACGGCAGAUGCCUGCGGAUACACGGCAGCUAGUGGAAGUUAUUGUUUUUGUUUGCAAGUGGCCACGGCCUCCCUGGCCACCAAUAUGGGAGUUUGGCAGCAUAGAAGUCCUCAUCCAGGAGUGUUAGUGAGGUAUUCUCGGUAGAUUUCUAAAACUUUUGUACAUGAUUGAGCUGACUCUGAUUUUGGGGCUCCAACUGAGUUCACAUGGCUCCAGUUGCCAAUCUGAAUAGGGGAAAGUGUGAAAGAUGAUUAUUUUUUUUUUACCGUAUUUGUAAAUAAAGUAUGAAAGGUGAAACAUUUCAAAUGCUUUGUAAAUACGUCUUCAGUGUAAAUCGUAUACGUCAAACAUGUAACUUUUGGAUUUGAUUCCUAAUUUCACUAAUGGAAAUAUCAAUGUUUUAAAGGUUGAGUAUGAUUUUUUUUUUUUAAAAGCAGUUUAUUUCCAGAAUGUUUGCAGUCAUUUUACAAAAGUUCUUUCAUGUCCAUAUACUACCACCACCAAUUUCUUAGUAUUCAUUAUGAAUCUCUGCUUUUCAUACAUAAAUUUGUCGAUGUUC
This is a messenger RNA of Engraulis encrasicolus (European anchovy), 8196 nucleotides long. RefSeq names its product MIA SH3 domain ER export factor 3 (gene mia3). Lineage: Eukaryota; Metazoa; Chordata; Actinopteri; Clupeiformes; Engraulidae. The transcript has 30 exons. The record is from RefSeq and is a predicted model, not a curated record. Gene Ontology annotation, biological process: vesicle cargo loading; protein secretion; endoplasmic reticulum to Golgi vesicle-mediated transport. Gene Ontology annotation, cellular component: endoplasmic reticulum exit site; endoplasmic reticulum membrane. Gene Ontology annotation, molecular function: protein binding. Bases 114 to 5963 code for a protein of 1949 amino acids.